UCCAUAAACACCGCUAACUAUUGUAUUUUGAUUGAACCCUCAUUGCAUUUCGAUAUUUGAUUUCAUUGAUUGAUUGGUAUCUUCAGCAUUGUCAUAGAUUUAGUAUUCUUUUGGUUAUUGGAGGGUUUGAUAUAGUCUGUUACUGAGUCAGGAAUGGGUAAGGCUGUAUCUAAAUUAUCGAAAGAUGAUUUGAAAUCACUUCGACAGGCAACUUAUUUCGAUAAACGUGAGUUGCAACAAUGGUAUAAGGGAUUCAUAAGAGAUUGUCCAUCAGGUCAAUUAUCAGAAGAAGAAUUUGUCAAAGUGUUUAAACAAUUCUUUCCCUUUGGUGAUCCGGUGGAUUAUUGUCGAUAUCUAUUUCAGGUUUUCGAUGUUGAUAAUUCAAAUUAUAUUGAUUUUAAAGAAUUCAUAAUAGCUCUUUCUAUAACAAGUCGAGGUACAGAUGAUCAAAAGUUAAGUUGGAGUUUUAAAUUAUACGAUCAUAAACGAUUGGGAAAGAUCUCUUAUCAAGAUAUGUUAUGUAUCGUUACAGCAAUUUAUAAAAUGGUUGGAUCAAUGGUGGCGUUACCCCAAGAUGAACUAACACCAGAACUACGAACUGAAAAAUUCUUUAAAUUGUUAGAUAAAGAUAAAGAUAAAGAUUUCAUAACAUUGGCAGAUUUCAAAGAGUUACUGCAAAAAGAUCCUUCAAUUACAAAUGCUUUGAAGGUAUAUGAAGGUCUUGUUUAGUAAAAUGCCAAGAAAGCUUGAUGCUGUCAUGGUUAAUCCUUAAUUCAUAGUUGCUAAUGUUUCUUUUACUAUUUAUUAUUAUCACUCCGUUCUCCUCCCACUUCCUUCUUCUUUUUUAAUCAUUAAUAUUGCAUGUCUUAUAGGUUUAGGUUAUGAAAAUAAAAUAAAAAUAAAAAUACAUAUACAUAAAUUAUAAAUUUAUUUAAAAUG
Scheffersomyces coipomensis is the source of this 939-nucleotide messenger RNA. RefSeq names its product frequenin. The transcript has a single exon. The record is from RefSeq and is a predicted model, not a curated record. Bases 154 to 729 code for a protein of 191 amino acids. Gene Ontology annotation, molecular function: calcium ion binding. Lineage: Eukaryota; Fungi; Ascomycota; Pichiomycetes; Serinales; Debaryomycetaceae. Gene Ontology annotation, cellular component: cytosol; membrane; intracellular membrane-bounded organelle.